Molecule: messenger RNA, 1005 nt
Organism: Alnus glutinosa
Lineage: Eukaryota; Viridiplantae; Streptophyta; Magnoliopsida; Fagales; Betulaceae
Product: dirigent protein 25-like
Exons: 1
Coding region: 64-885 (273 amino acids)
Source: RefSeq, a predicted model, not a curated record
UACACCAAAGCUUGUCUUCUCAAAGUACUCUGUUUUAUCUCAUUUCUCAGCAAAUACAUUCCAAUGGAAACCCACAAGGCCAUCGCCAACCUUUUGUUCCUCACCCUCACCAUUUUGUCUGCCACAUCAGCAAGAAUUCUCGACGAGCAACCAGCAGUGCCCGUGGUUCCACCAGAAGCAACCAAUGGAGUUGACACACCUGUCACCAAUGCUGACCCUUCCCAUACCUUAACCUUUUUCCUGCAUGACAUACUCGGAGGGUCAAACCCGACGGCUGAAGCCGUGACAGGGAUAGUCAACAACCCAGCCAUCAACGGUCAACUCCCAUUUGCCAAGCCCAAUGGGGCAGUCCUUCCAGUCAGCAACGGUAAUAACGGUCUUACCGACAACAACAACAACAACAACAUUCCAUUCCUCACCGGCCUCAGUGGCGCCACAGCGGCUGUGAUGCAAAACAACGGAGGAUUUGGAAACGUCCCGGUCGUCAAUGGCGGUCAACUCCCGUCAGGUAACACCCUCCAGAAGCUCAUGUUUGGCACCAUGACCGUGUUCGACGAUGAGCUGACCGAGGGGCACGAGCUCCGGUCAGGAUUGGUGGGAAAGGCGCAAGGGUUCUAUGUGGGGAGCUCGGAAGACGGUACCGGUCAGACCAUGGCGUUUACCGUUAUGUUUGAGAGAGGGCGUUACGCCGAUAGCCUUAGUUUCUUCGGGAUCCAUAGGACUGCCGUGUCAGAGUCCCAGCUAGCCAUCAUGGGUGGGACUGGGAAGUAUGUUAACGCGAAAGGAUUUGCCACGGUUAAGACCUACGCGGAGACCAAUAAUCAGCAGCAUGAGACUGACGGCUUGGAGACGUUGCUGGAGUUCACUGUUUAUGUAACUUACUGAUGCGUUUGUGUUUGAGACAUCAAUAUUUGUGGGUUUUUAACUCUAUUGUGAUCCUAAGGAGGAUGACAUUUGAGGAUUUAAGCUCGAUCUUUAAAUAGCAAUGUUUUUAUUAUUUGUCAA